This is a messenger RNA of Oncorhynchus tshawytscha (Chinook salmon), 1032 nucleotides long. Its product is annotated as perilipin-2-like. NCBI's taxonomy places the organism in Eukaryota, Metazoa, Chordata, Actinopteri, Salmoniformes, Salmonidae. The transcript has 7 exons. Gene Ontology annotation, cellular component: lipid droplet; cytosol. Gene Ontology annotation, biological process: lipid storage; positive regulation of triglyceride storage. Bases 1 to 1032 code for a protein of 343 amino acids. The record is from RefSeq and is a predicted model, not a curated record.
AUGUCGUACACAAAUAAUCAUUACAUUGAGGCCAACGCCGUGCAACGGGUGGCUAGUCUGCCGCUCUUCGACUCCACCCUGAAAACUGUUGUUUCAGUUUACAUGGAUGUAAAGGGCCGUUACCCGCUCCUGAGUGUGGUGGGGGGCGUGGCUGAGAUUGGGGUGCGUAAUGUGUCCCAGGCUGCCAUUCUCCGUGCCACCCCCCUCCUACUUAGUCUGGAGCCCCAGAUUGAGGUCGUCAAUAACUAUGCUUGUAUGGGCUUGGACCAGCUGGAAAAGAACUUUCCCGUCCUGCACCAGUCUACAGAGGAGGUAUUGGGUCACCUGAAGGAUGCCUUCUUUCUGACCCUGGAUGACGUGCAACUGCGUGUGAAUGAUGAGCUGGACGGGAUGCAGGGGCGCUGGGACAAGCUGACCGAUGUCACCUGGUACUACCUCCUGGCUCUGCAGGAGUCACAGCUGGGUCAGAUGGCCACCUCGGGCCUGGACGACAUCCUCACACGCUCAGAGGAGGCCAUGGCCAAGUACAUGCCCCUGACGGCUACACUGCGCCUAGAGUGGGAGAGGAGGACACAGCAGUAUGAGGAUGAAGAUGGGGAGGAUGAGCCUGGGUUGUGGACGCGGUUCCGAGGCCUUCUGCUCUGUCUGAGCCUGCAGCUGUACCACCGCCUGCUGAAGCUCAGAAACAGGCUGGAGCGGGCCAUGGGGAUGCUACAGGAUGCUACCGACAAGCUAAGUGCUUUAUCAUUGUAUCAUCAGAUGGGCCUGAGCAGGCUGCUGGAGGUGGUGAGCUCUGUGCUCCAGAUGCUGAAGCUGUUCUACGUGUCCCAGGUGUUGCGUCUGGAGGCCAUGAGGAGGCUGGCCCUGGACCAGCUGAAGGCCCAGCUCCGGGUCCUGGCUGAACUGGGACCCAUCAAUCAGCUGCUGGGACUGCCUGCUCAGGUGCAGCUUGUGGUGGCCGACCUACAGGAGCUGGGCAAGAUCCUACUGCAGCUGCUGGUCAAAUCCACCCCUCUCUACAACAUGUCUUAA